GAACGGAGGGAACCAGCGCAGUGCCUAGCGGAACUCCAGGGCUGGAAUCCCGAGACACAAGUGCAUCUGCUAGCUGUUAGCACUUGGCAGACGGAGUUCUCCUCUAGGGUGGUUCUAACUUUGGGUAAUAAUGUUUGUCAGCUACCUGAUAUUAACACUGCUCCACGUUCAAACAGCAGUGUUAGCAAGACCUGGGGGAGAGAGCAUUGGCUGUGAUGACUACUUAGGCUCCGACAAAGUUGUGGACAAAUGCGGGGUGUGUGGAGGUGAUAACACAGGCUGUCAGGUUGUGUCAGGCGUGUUCAAGCAUGCCCUCACGAGCCUGGGCUACCACCGAGUUGUCGAGAUUCCCCAAGGAGCCACCAAAAUCAACAUCACCGAGAUGUACAAGAGCAACAACUAUUUGGCUUUGCGAAGUCGUUCUGGCCGCUCCAUCAUCAACGGGAACUGGGCAAUUGACCGGCCAGGAAAAUACGAAGGCGGAGGGACCAUGUUCACCUACAAGCGUCCAAAUGAGAUUUCGAGCACCGCUGGAGAAUCCUUUUUGGCCGAAGGCCCCACUAAUGAGAUCUUGGAUGUCUAUAUGAUACACCAGCAGCCUAAUCCGGGAGUCCACUAUGAGUACGUCAUCAUGGGGACCAACGCCAUCAGCCCCCAGGUGCCUCCUCACAGGAGACCAGGGGAGCCCUUCAACGGCCAGCUGGUAACAGAUGGGAGGAGCCAGGAGGAGCGAGAAGAGAAAGAGAGGACCGAGGAGAAGGAAGGAGAUGGUGGGGCGCCUGAAGUGUUCACCUCAGGAUCAGCGCAGGCCUUCCCAGUCAGGCAUCCCGAUGGAUUUUCUCCCCAUCGACCGGACGAUUUGGUGCCGGCGGCACCACAGUCCCCACGGCGAAGCCGGGACCACAACUGGAAGCAGCUCGGGACCACAGAAUGCUCAACGAGUUGUGGGAAAGGAUCGCAGUUCCCGAUUUUUCGCUGUGUACACAGAAACACCCACGAAGAGGUUCCCGAGAGCUACUGUGACUCCAGCAUGAAGCCGACCCCCGAGGAGGAACCCUGCAACAUCUUCCCUUGCCCAGCCUUCUGGGACAUCGGAGAGUGGUCUGAGUGCAGCAAGACCUGCGGCCUGGGCAUGCAGCAUCGCCAGGUUCUGUGCCGCCAGGUGUAUGCCAACCGCAGCCUGACGGUGCAGCCCUACCGCUGCCAGCACCUGGAGAAGCCCGAGACCACCAGCACCUGCCAGCUCAAGAUCUGCAGCGAGUGGCAGAUCCGGACAGACUGGACCUCGUGCUCAGUGCCCUGUGGGGUGGGACAGAGGACUCGAGACGUGAAGUGUGUGAGCAACAUCGGGGACGUGGUUGAUGAUGAGGAGUGCAACAUGAAGCUGCGGCCCAACGACAUUGAGAAUUGCGACAUGGGGCCCUGCGCGAAGAGCUGGUUCCUCACCGAGUGGGGGGAAAGGUGCUCAGCAGAGUGUGGGGCUGGAGUGCGGACACGCUCAGUGGUGUGCAUGACCAACCACGUCAGCAGCCUGCCCCUGGAGGGCUGUGGGAACAACCGGCCAGCGGAGGCCACCCCGUGUGACAAUGGGCCCUGCACGGGCAAGGUGGAGUGGUUUGCGGGGAGCUGGAGCCAGUGUUCCAUCGAGUGUGGGAGCGGGACCCAACAGAGGGAGGUGAUUUGUGUUAGGAAGAACGUAGACACCUUUGAAGUGUUGGACCCAUAUGAAUGUUCCUUCCUGGAAAGACCCCCCAGCCGGCAGUCGUGUCACCUCAAGCCUUGUGGGGCCAAAUGGUUUAGCACAGAAUGGAGCAUGUGCUCCAAGAGCUGCCAGGGUGGCUUCCGGGUCCGGGAAGUGCGCUGCCUGUCAGAUGACAUGACCCUAAGCAAUCUCUGUGACCCUCAGUUGAAACCAGAAGAGAAAGAAUCUUGUAACCCUCAGGACUGUGUCCCUGAAGUUGAUGAAAACUGCAAGGACAGGUACUACAACUGCAACGUGGUGGUCCAGGCGCGACUGUGUGUCUACAACUACUACAAGACGGCCUGCUGUGCCUCCUGCACGCGUGUGGCCAACAGGCACCCGGGCUUCCUGGGGAGCAGAUAACACGCCCGCCCCGCGGCAGUCGGGCGGUCGGGGAGUCUGUCGGCGGUGGGACUGGCUGGCCGCUGCUCCGCCAGAGGCUUCCAGGCCGCCAGCCAGCGUAGUCACCACCCCACCUUCGGCAAAGCGGACACGUCGUGCCCAGGAGCCAAGCCACGGUUGUCCUUUAGCAUCACCAUAAACUGAUGAUCCCUCCUUGGGAAACCUGGCACCUGGUAAGGUGCCAUCUGAAAACCACGCAGUGGGGGGCGGGGUGCAUGUGGCUCUCAGCCAACUCCCGUGCCAGCACUUUCUAAGUCACUGGAGGGGCGCUGCCUCGUCCAUGGUGCUACUGCCCUUUUCAAUAUCGGGGCCCCUUGGAGAGUCAGAAGAGGCAGCUCCCACCCCGGAGCCCCACCAAGCCUUGCUGAGACGCCUGCUUCCCACUCUUACCUCAGCCUGGCUGUGCCUAUUUUUAUUCUCAAAGACAUUAGGCUUUUUCCUGCCUUAUGACACAAAUAUCUCAUGUCAAUAUAGUGCUUUAUUGUUUCACAGGUGUAUUCACAGGUACUAGAUCAUUAGCGGCCCACGAAGCCCCAGAAUGGAAGCCAGGGAAUGAACCAUCAUCCCCAUUUUACUGACAAGGAAACUGAGGCUCAAUUUGUGUAACUGACCUGCCAGGUACAUUCACCCAUUCGGUGGCAGAGUUGAGUCCGACCCCUGUCAUCUGACCAUAAAAGUCACCCCAAGGCCUGCCCAGAAGCCUUAGGUCUACAGGACAUGGCUUCAUUUCAGACCAAGUGACUGAGAAAUUUCCCCGCUCAGCAAACAAAACCCAGUUUCUGAAUUCUUUCCUCUGGCCAAAGGUCAAGACUGUAUCCGCUGCACUCUGUUGUUUCCAAAGUCUGUUUCUGUUUGUCCCUUACCUGACAAAGUCACAGAUCCUCAUUACAGGACCCUGCGCAGGUUUUUGUUAAACCCCGUCCUGAACGGAAUUGUCCACGAGACAAGAAAGUCAAUGGGGUAGCAAGGUGAUGCCUGAAAUUCCGAGUGCAUUCCCCCGUGAUAUGUGCCCUCCCCCCCGCCCGCAGGGAGCUGCACACCGGGGUCCCUUUGGCCACGGAGCCCUUGUUUCCUAUCUCUGGGCUCUGGGCUUUCCUUCCUUUCGCAGUCACUGCUGGGAUGUUCACCACACAUCACCCAGUGGAGAGUCUAACCAAUGUAUCUCAGCAUAAAACCUGUGUUUAUAUUAGAAA
This is a messenger RNA of Herpailurus yagouaroundi (jaguarundi), 3336 nucleotides long. RefSeq names its product thrombospondin type-1 domain-containing protein 4. Bases 131 to 2104 code for a protein of 657 amino acids. The transcript is spliced from 12 exons. Gene Ontology annotation, biological process: extracellular matrix organization; proteolysis. Gene Ontology annotation, cellular component: extracellular matrix. The record is from RefSeq and is a predicted model, not a curated record. Gene Ontology annotation, molecular function: metalloendopeptidase activity. Lineage: Eukaryota; Metazoa; Chordata; Mammalia; Carnivora; Felidae.